AUGUCCCAAAAAGAAGCUUCACAAGAAAAAAAAUGCGCCCACAGGACUGAGCUUUAUACUGAGGUUCCACCAACAUGCCUGCCCAUCGUCUACUCCCCAGAGUACAACAUCACCUUUAUGGGCCUUGAAAAGCUGCAUCCAUUUGAUGCUGGGAAAUGGGGGAAGGUCAUUCACUUUUUAAAAGAGGAGCAGUUUGUCACGGACGGGAACAUUGUGCAGGCCCGGGAGGCCACUGAAGAGGACCUGCUGGUUGUCCACACAAAACGUUACCUGAACAAACUGAAGAACCAUAUCUUGGAGGGCUCAAGAGAGUGGUCUCUGGUGGUGGCCACCAUCACUGAAAUUCCACCGCUUCUGUUCCUGCCCAACUUCCUGGUGCAGAGGAAGGUACUGAGGCCCCUACGCACUCAGACGGGUGGGACCAUCAUGGCAGGAAAGCUGGCGAUAGAUCGGGGAUGGGCCAUUAAUGUGGGAGGUGGCUUCCACCACUGCUCCAGUGAUAAAGGAGGAGGUUUCUGUGCAUAUGCUGACAUUACACUCGCCAUCAAGUUUCUGUUUGAGAGGGUGGAGGGGGUAUCCAAGGCGACCAUCAUCGACCUGGAUGCUCACCAGGGAAAUGGACAUGAGCGAGACUUUCUAGAAGACAGAAGAGUCUAUAUAAUGGAUGUGUACAACCGCUACAUCUAUCCUGGAGAUGGGUAUGCCAAACGGGCUAUAAAGAGGAAGGUGGAGCUGGACUGGGGCACUGAGGACCAGGAGUAUCUGCAGAAGGUGGAGCUUCACUCAGAGGGGGCGCUGAAUGAGACCCGGCCUGACAUCAUCAUCUACAACGCCGGGACCGACAUUCUGGAUGGUGACCCACUGGGAGGAUUGGCAAUAUCCCCACAGGGCAUUGUGAAGAGGGAUGAGGUUGUCUUCAGGGCGGCCCGGCGGCGCGGGAUCCCCAUCCUCAUGGUGACAUCCGGGGGUUACCAGAAGAAGACGGCGCGCAUCAUCGCCGACUCCAUCCUCAAUCUGCACCGGCAGGGCCUGGUAGGGGACGUGGCCACCGAUGAGGUGGGGCCCUCGCUCGUCCCCCUGAUGAUGAGCAAGUCGGCGUCGGCGGUGGAAACACUAUCUGCACACUGAGCGAGGCCUUAGGGUCUUACCCUCCGGCUGGGCAGUGCCAUAAAUCUGGCUGCUCUGGUGUCUCAUCUAAAGUCUCUUUUCAUUACCAUGGCGUGGAGCUCCUUGGUUUGGCAUUGCUCAGGUGCAGAGUGAGUUUUCAGGUAUACAUACUCCUCCCUCCUUGCUUUCUGUGUUACUGUAAAGAUGUUAUGGCGAUUGAGUCAUGCCCUGUGGAGUCUGUGGUCAAGUGACAGUACUGGCCACCACACUACUUUAAACUUUAAACUUUAAAAGGGACCUUUAAGUGGAUCUGUUUAACAUGACUUACUGUGUUUCAUGUUCUGUAAAAAGAAUUGCACUUACUGUACUUAAUGCACUUACAUUUACUGUGUUCAGAUGAACUGGGUUUUCAGACCGUAAAUGAUGUAAUGGAAGAUGUAGAGGGCACUCUAAAGGUAGGGGGAAUUUCAGAGGCCUUGUGCUACACACUGCUUAAAGUGUGCCACUGAUUUCUUUGAUAGGUUAAUAAAUUGUGUUUUAUGAGUUGUUCUCAGUGUA
Molecule: messenger RNA, 1665 nt
Organism: Megalops cyprinoides (Indo-Pacific tarpon)
Lineage: Eukaryota; Metazoa; Chordata; Actinopteri; Elopiformes; Megalopidae
Gene: hdac11
Product: histone deacetylase 11
Exons: 11
Coding region: 1-1128 (375 amino acids)
Molecular function (GO): histone deacetylase activity
Source: RefSeq, a predicted model, not a curated record